This is a messenger RNA of Bombina bombina (fire-bellied toad), 1482 nucleotides long. RefSeq names its product cytochrome P450 11B, mitochondrial-like. NCBI's taxonomy places the organism in Eukaryota, Metazoa, Chordata, Amphibia, Anura, Bombinatoridae. The record is from RefSeq and is a predicted model, not a curated record. The coding region runs from base 1 to 1482 and encodes 493 amino acids. Gene Ontology annotation, biological process: cholesterol metabolic process; cellular response to peptide hormone stimulus; C21-steroid hormone biosynthetic process. The transcript is spliced from 8 exons. Gene Ontology annotation, cellular component: mitochondrial inner membrane. Gene Ontology annotation, molecular function: monooxygenase activity; heme binding; oxidoreductase activity, acting on paired donors, with incorporation or reduction of molecular oxygen.
AUGAUUACUAAGCCUCCAGCCAUGCUGAGGAGCAGGGUGAGCCAGCAGAUCCAAUCAAACCUUCCAGUACUUCUGUCAUGGGACAGUAUACGGGGCUUAUUUACAGGGGUCCCACGACUCUCUAUAGCCCCUUUACUCCAAGAAGCCGACUCUGAAGUCCCUUCUUCCAAUGAGAUUCUCCCAUUUGAGUCAAUACCCAGCACAGGAAGGAAUGCAUGGGUCAACUUGAUGCUGGCUUGGAGAAACAACAGCUUUCAACAUAUGCAUCUUAUUAUGGAGAAAAACUUCCAGAAGCUGGGACCCAUUUACAGGGAGAAUCUGGGAACCCACAGCAGCGUCAACAUACUGAACCCUCCAGAUGUUGCCCGUCUCUACCAGUCAGAGGGCGUCUUUCCACGCAGGAUGGGAAUGGAGGCCUGGGCUACACACCGAGAUAUGCGUAACCACAAGUGCGGUGUUUUCCUUCUUAAUGGAGAGCCCUGGCGCUCAGACCGACUUAUCCUAAACAAAGAGGUUCUUAGCUUGGCGGGAGUGCGCAAGUUUCUCCCAUUUGUGGAUGAAGUAGCCACAGAUUUUGUGUCCUUUUUAAGGAGAAGGGCUGACAAGAAUACACGAAGGACGCUGACAGUGGACCUCUAUGCUGACCUUUUUAGGUUUACACUAGAAGCUGCCAGUUAUGUGCUAUAUGGACAGCGACUUGGUGUUCUUGAAGAAUACCCCAAUGCGGAGUCCCUGAGAUUCAUUACAGCUGUAGAAACCAUGAUAAAAACAACCCUUCCCCUGCUGUACUUGCCGCACCAGAUCUUGCGCAUGUCAGACAGCCGCCUCUGGACUGACCAUAUGGAGGCAUGGGACAUUAUUUUUCAACAGGCUGAUAAGUGCAUCCAGAACAUUUACCAAGAGUUCUGCCUGGGGCAGCAACGCGGGUACUCGGGUAUUAUGGCCGAGCUGUUACUGAAGGGUGAGCUGCCUCUGGAUUCCAUUAAGGCCAAUAUCACAGAACUGAUGGCUGGAGGUGUAGACACGAUCAUUUAUUUAUAUGGUUCUCUAACACAACUCUUCGCAUUGCAAAUGUGCUCACUGUUAUUUAUUUCUCUUAGAUUAUAUCCUGUGGGAAUCACAGUGCAGAGGUACCCUACAAAAGACAUCAUUUUACACAAUUACCACGUUCCAGCCGGGACCCUAGUGCAAGUAGGCCUGUACCCCAUGGGGCGCAGCUCGCAGCUUUUCACUGAUCCCCUGCGGUAUGAUCCCAGCCGUUGGACGCGCAGGGAGGACACCAGUUUCAGGGCUUUGGCAUUUGGUUUCGGCUCCAGACAAUGCAUUGGACGUAGGCUGGCAGAGUCAGAGAUGAUGCUGUUCCUGAUGCAUAUGCUGCAGAGUUUCCAGAUUGACACUGGGUGUAAAGACGACAUUAAGACUGUGUUUGGCUUCAUUCUUAUGCCAGAGAAGCCCCCUUUGCUCACCUUUCGCCCAAUCUGA